AUGGAGAAAGAUCUGCGCCUAAUCGAGAUUUACAGUAACCGGUUCCGGGCAGCUCACGAGCUUAUUCGUGAGGAACUUGGCAAGCCUGAACCGGCCGAUCUUGACGAACCUUUAGAGAACUUAGAGGCUCAAUGGGAUACCUUAAUCGGUCUGUAUGAUACAGUGAUUAACGGGUCCGAGGUCGAGCAUCUGGAGGAACGUGUUAACUCUAUGGAAGACUGUCGGACUCAAUAUCUCGCAAUUCGAAGAGCCGUGGAGAAGGUAAGAGUGAAAGCAUCCAGUUCCUCUGCCCCCAGUAGAAGUACGGCGGAUACCUCCCAGAAUGCCUUGGCCACGGCCAUUGCUAAACUGACGGCAGCUAAAAUACCUUCCUUUGCGGGCGAAACGGUCAAAUGGCCAGAAUUUUGGGGCAUCUAUCAGAUAGCCAUUCAUGACCAACCAGUCCUACCUGAUCUAGAAAAAUUCAUCAGACUAAAAGAAGCGCUGACAGGGGAAGCCGCGUCCAUUAUUGAAGGGUUGCCAUUAACCAGUGCCAACUAUGCCGCGGCUAUCGAUCUGUUAAAACUGCAUUACGGCUCAACCGAAGUUAUUAUUCAAGAGAAUUAUCGGUACCUCUACAACUUACCCGCAGUCCCUCCAGGUAACCAUCUAGCUUUAAAGCAGUUUUUGAUCAAUGGUGAAGUGCGUAUACGCAGUCUGGAGAGCCUUGGAGUCCCAUAUUCAAAUUAUGCGAAACCGUUCGUCUCCCUUUUUGUUGAUCGACUCCCAAGAAACGUCCGUACCGCUUGGUACCGUUUUUCAGCAGACAAGGAGGAAUCGGACGUUAAGGAUGUUUUGGCGUUUAUUCGAAGAGAAGUGACUAGUCAAGAAAGGAGCCAAUCAUCCGGGCUGAUGAAUCGGAAAAGGGGAGCUGCGGAGGAGCCGUUGAUUCAGAUGGAAUCUAAAAGGAUGCGAAUAACGCCGUCUGCAGCCGCCCUUGCGGCUUUAAACAAAUCCGGAACUCACCGCGCUCAGGUCAACGAAUGUUGCUUUUGUCACGCAGCCCAUUCCCCCUUCAAAUGUGAUUUACCGUUACAAAAUAGGCUAGAAAUAGUCCGAACGGAGAAGCGAUGUUUUGUAUGCUUGAACAAGGGGCAUCAGGCAGCCAAUUGCCGCAAUCCAAAUUGCAGAAAAUGCAAUCGUCGGCAUCACAUCACCUUGUGUCGCGAUACGGCCUAUGUCCCGAAUAAAGCUAAAAAAGGCGAUCCCCCACCUUCAUCCUCAAGCAACGAUGGUUCAACAGCCUGUUAUGCCGCCCUCUCUCAAGAGAAAGAAGUUUAUUUGAAAACGGCAACUGUUCUUCUUUACGGAACGAACAAGACUAUUAAGAUCACCUGUCUUAUCGACGAGGGAAGCCAACGUUCCUACGCCACUGAAUUUGUGGCUGAUCAACUGGGUCUUCAGGAAAGCGGUGUUGAGACAAUAUCGAUUUGUCCGUUUGGAUCAAGAAAAGUGAAGAAAUCUUCCGCAGUUCGUCGCGUCCUACUCGUUGUAAGCGGUAUAUCCGAAGGGAGUAAAUUAAUCAAGAUGGAUGUACUAUUAAGGCCAGAAUUGUGCGCGGAUUUAUCAGCUCCAAAAGCCUACGCUGUAGCCGAGUUGGCAGAUCGUGUACUUGCGGAUGAAAGGAUUGCAACUUCCUCUUCUAAACCGGCUAGGAUUGACCUGAUAAUUGUAAAUUCGGAUGGCUGGUGUUUGGUCGGGAAAAACAACCUGGAACGUCCCUUAUCUCCACGCUCCCUGUCGUCCACUUCCGUAGUAGAACCCUCCGCUAAUGAAAAGGAGAAUGUCGACUUAAGAAAAUUCUGGGAUGUUGAGCAUUUCGGGAUAAUCGAUCCGUACGGAGGCAGUAAGGAGCCCAAUCCUCUAGAAGGGUUUGAAGAUUUAAUCCGAAGAGGAUCCGAUGGGCGCUAUUCGGUACCUUUACCAUGGCGCUUGGAUAGAAAAGAUUUACUUGGGUCGAAUUAUCAUCAAGCAGAAGGGAGGUUUGAUAGACUAAUGCUUCGACUCCACCAGAACCCUGAACUUUUGAAGGCUUAUCAUGAACAAAUGAUGGAAUAUCUACGAGCAGGAUUUAUCAGUAAGGUUGAGUCACCGGACCAACCAAUAAAAGGAAUUACGUUUUAUUUGCCCCAUCGUCCAGUCGUACGUAACGAAUCGGUUUCUACAAAAAUAAGACCAGUUUUUGACGCUUCUGCUCGAGCCGACAGCGGUUUGUCCUUGAACGACUGUCUAGAGACUGGCGAAAAUUUAAAUCCAGAAUUAUUAGCGAUUUUGUUACGAUUUCGCUGGAGUCGUGUGGCUUGGGUGGGAGAUAUUGAGAAGACCUUCCUUCAAGUGGAAGUCAACCCGGAAGAUCGCGAUGCCCUCCGGUUCUUAUGGAUAGAUGAAUUAUCAACAAAGGAAAUGAAACCCGUUAUGUUCCGAUGGAACCGAGUUACCUUUGGUCUCUCUCCCAGCCCCUUCUUACUUCGCAUCGUCAUCCGAAAACAUCUGAGUACUUCCAGAGAUAUGGAUCCAUCUCUGGCUCGCUAUAUAGAAGAACGGCUCUACAUGGACGAUCUCCUGGCUGGAUCGGACUCUACAGAAGAAGCGACGAGGAUCAUAAAACGAAUUAUUAAAGCCUUUAAUGGCGCCUGCAUGAAACUGACUAAAUGGGUCACAAAUGAUCCAGCUGUAACUAGUACUCUGCUCCAAGCCGGAAGGACGCCCAUUGAUAACGAACUGUCGCGUCCCAUCGGCUUUGAAGAAAAAUCGAAAGUGUUGGGAGUCAUUUGGCGUCCGAGUGAAGAUUGCUGGACCUUUGAUGCGAUAAAAAUCGCUGAGCUUGUAGCCGAUAUACCCGUUCGCGCAACCAAAAGACAAAUGUUAAGUAUUUCCGCCCGAUUAUUUGAUCCGCUGGGCCUUACGUCCCCUGUUCUUCUACUAAUAAAAUUGCAAUUCCAGAGACUCUGGGAAAGUGGGACUCGUUGGGAUUCCCCUAUUCCAGAAAAUAUCCAUCAAGAUUGGUCAGCAUUGGUAGCUGGAUUACCGGCAUUAGCGCAAUUAAGAGUUCCCCGUUGGUACUUUCUGGAAUUUAAUCCUUCCUCUAAAAUUGAACUUCAUGCAUUUUGUGAUGCAUCCGAAAAGGCGUAUGGAGCGGUGGUUUAUUCUCGAAGCAAGUUCAACGAUUCGUUCUAUACUAAUUUAGUGGUCAGCAAAACGCGUGUAGCCCCAACUAAGAAGAUUUCUCUACCAAGACUUGAAUUGAUGGGAGCCUUAUUGGUUAGUCGCCUGGUGAAUUACGUAAUCGAAGCUCUUUCUCUUCCUCAAGCUACUCAAAACCUUUGGUGCGACUCAACUGUAACUCUGGGCUGGAUCAAAGGGAACAUCAACAGAUGGAAACCCUUUGUACGAAAUCGUGUUGAAGAAAUAAGGAAGUAUACCCAGCCAGAUCAGUGGCAUUACUGCCCGGGAGAAGAAAAUCCUGCUGACCUUGCCUCCAGAGGGUGUUCGGCAACUGAGCUACUAGCCUGCAAGAAAUGGAUUGACGGACCCGAAUGGCUACGGAAGCCUGUCGAAGAGUGGCCUAAUUAUCUGCCUCCUCAAUUGUCUGAAUCCGCUAAACAGUCGAUCAGCCAUGAAGAAAGAAAAGGAGUCAUUACCGCCACCACCACAGUCUCCGUGAAACCCGAGUUGUUUUCACUCAAGAAAUAUAGUUCUUUUCUACGCGUGAUAAGGAUCACCGCCUGGAUUUUCAGAUACCUGCGCAACAGGAAGAAGGGGGAGUGCGCAAAGAGCGGUCCUGCGGGGAAUGAGGCCAAGGAGUCGGUUAGAGUAAAAAAGGAUAAGGUUAUUCAACUAGACUGCCUCACGGCCCAAGAACUUGAAAAAGCUGAGCUAUUUUGGAUCAGAAGCGCUCAAAUGUCGGCCUACCCGAACGAUUUCAAUACUCUCCGUCAAAGGAAAGAGAUCUCUAAGUCAUCCCCUGUUCGAACUCUACGUCCUCUCUUCGACCAUGCUAAUGGUAUUAUGCGAGUAACCAGUCGCCUUGUAGAUAGGUACGAGUUUGAAGAACAAGCACUACCAAUCCUUCUACCCGUCGUCGACAAUUGUCCAGCCGAUCGGAUUGUGCGAUUGUUAAUCUGGAAGACCCAUGUGGAAUGUUUACAUGGGGGAGUUAGCCUGCUACUUGAUAAACUACGGCAAGACUACUGGUUAAUCAAAGGUAGGCAGCAAAUAAAAAAAGUCAUCGGAAGUUGUGGAAGGUGUCGCCGAUUCCAUGCGCGCCCAUUUUCUCAACCAAUGGGAAAUCUUCCCCUUCAACGGCUGGCCGAGUCUACCCCCUUCCUAACAACCGGAGUUGACCUUAUGGGUCCCAUUUAUGUGCGUCCUUUCAGCAAGAAUAAAGAAACGACUAAAGUGUACGUGUGUCUAUUUGUAUGGGCGGUGACUCGAGCUGUGCAGUUAGAGCUAGUUAGCUCUUUAUCCACGGAUACGUUCCUUCUCGCAUUAGAGCGACUAAUUGCCAGCAGGCAAGAAGUCCGCAUGCUAUUGUCUGAUCAUGGAACAAAUUUCGCUAAGACCGCCCGCCUUCUAUACAAUCUAAGGAGCUGUCCUCGUCUGGCCGCAUUCCUCGCGAAUAAACGUAUGGAAUGGCGAUUUAUUCCCACUGAGGCUCCAUGGUGGGGAGGGUAUUGGGAACGGUUGGUUCGUGUAGUGAAAGACACGCUCAAAAAAAGCCUCGGGUUCCAGUGCCUAAAUUUUGAAGAAAUGUGGACUCAUGUGAAAUCGAUCGAAGCCAUGGUCAAUUCCCGUCCACUAGCGCGAGAUACGGACUCACCGACUGAUUUACCCGUCUGCAUUUCACCUAACGAUCUAAUCAUCGGACGACGCUCAUCUGCUCUUCCAGGAACCGGGAUAUCGCCAGAUUUUUCAGCCAUUGAAGGGGCGGAGCAGCUAACAAAAAGAUUGCGACACCAAAAACUAAUUUUCGAUCGCGGCUGGAGAUGCUGGACGUCCGGCUAUUUGAAGGACUUAAAUAAUUUUACUCAGCGGGAUCGAUCGGGCUUUCCCUAUCCUAUCCGAAUUGGGCAGAUAGUGAUGAUUAGGGACGAUAAUCUGCCACGACUUCGUUGGAAAGUAGGCGUUGUCACCCACCUCCAUCCUGGACGAGACGGCCGCAUCCGGUCUGUCACAUUACGACGCUCAACGGGCCGUUGCUCGGAUUACGCUAUCCAGUCACUCUAUCCCCUAGAAACUGAAGCAUCCCGCAAAGCAUCAGAAACCGCCGACGCCGAUCAUCCACCACGGGUACGUCUCGAAUUAGCUGCCAGAGGUAAUUCGAGAGGGGAGUGUAAAGAAAAGUCGAAGUCGACAGCACCAAGGGCAAUUAAAGGUCCCAACUCUAAAGCCGACGACGGCCGUACGACCAAGAGAGAAAGUAAGGAAGGUCGGGCCGUCCUUAACCCGAACGCCAUCCGGACGUUGCGAAGCGGAAAGAGAUUCCUAUUGUGA
Messenger RNA from Daphnia pulicaria, 5532 nucleotides. RefSeq lists its product as uncharacterized. Gene Ontology annotation, molecular function: nucleic acid binding. The transcript has 3 exons. Gene Ontology annotation, biological process: DNA integration. Bases 1 to 5532 code for a protein of 1843 amino acids. Lineage: Eukaryota; Metazoa; Arthropoda; Branchiopoda; Diplostraca; Daphniidae. The record is from RefSeq and is a predicted model, not a curated record.